AUGGGGCGCGUGCGCGUCCGCGUGUCGGGGGACACGCGCAAAGCGCAAAAGGUGGACGUGUCGGCGGAAACAACCCUCCAGGAACUGAAGGAGAAGGUGGUGUGCGUGCUGAAUAUUGGCCACCGGAUCGACGCACAGAGCUGCCGCCUGUCCUUGAACAAGAGGGAUGACCUUGUGGACUCGCCAGAUUCGCUGUUGAAGGACUGCGGCGUGUUGAACGGGGAUCUGAUAUGGGUGAUGGGCCUGGAGGGAGUGAGCGAGGCGGGGCACACAACAGGCUCCGUGGCAGGCUCCUUGUUGGAGGCCUCCCACCCUCCACCCGAGCAUUCGACAUCAGCGCUUUCAGAGGAAGGUCCCGCACGUGACGGACGGAUUGGGGCCCCCGGUGCACUGGGAGGGGAUACCCCCACUGGAGACACAAGUGCAGCCAUGGAUGUGGACGCCGUGGGUGUUGGCCAGAUUGUGCCUGGCAUCGCUGUGGAGGGGCCACAAGCACCAAGGGUUCUGGCAUCUGUGCUCAGAUGCUGGACAGAUGCUUUCUCACCUGUCAAACUGCUGCUGGCAGUCAUCCAUUCUGCCAUGGUCGAGGCUGGCUUCGAACCUAUGGGUGAAGGCAGCGAGACAACGCAUGGCGGUGGCCUGUUCGACGCCUCUGUGCCAGGUCUGUACUCAUUGCAUUACAGGCUGUCAACUUCAUCCCUUCUUCCCUAUGCGGAUGAAAAUCAGUCAGCUGAGUGCAGCCAGAGCAGUCCUGGUCCCCAGGGCUCAGCGCUUGUCCGUUGCAUGGAGAUAGGCAGUUAUUUGAUGGUCUAUGGGUACUGCAAAGAAGAGAGCAAUACAUACAGAAGUUUGCCGCUGGACGUUGCCCAUCUUGUGGAGAGCAAGGAAGGCAAGCUUGUUCUACAUGACCUUGAAGGACUGUGGCGGACGUUCAAAGACACUGUGGCGAUACCCCUGGUGUCCAUGGUGGCCCAUUUUUGUGGCCGGCUCCCAAGGUUGGCACUCCUAUCACUUCCUGAGGAAACUAAGGAGCUGAUUUUGAAGAUGUUGACCAUGAAAGAUGUCGUAUCCAUAUGCAAGGUCUCAAGAGAGUUUUGUCGACUGGGCUCAACUAACCGGCUGUGGCGGGCACUGUUUCAGCAGGAGUUUGGUCCAGCAGGGGAUGAGGAGGAUCGGCAGGGAAGGGCCCUGGGUUGGAAAGUCUUGUUUGGACUCAAGUGGCAGUUGCGAGCGAGGCACCGUAGGCUGGCUGCUGAGUCACGUGACCCUUGGCGCCAUUGGGGCCAUGGGGAGCACCCAAGGAGGCAACCAGCACCAAGGUUUUACCCGGAACCUGGCCUCCCUGCAUGGCCGGGAAUGCCAGCCGGGGGGGAUGUGGAUAGGCUACCGUUUCUUGGAGGUGCAAGGCCAUUCUUGGGCCUGGGAAGGGGCAGGGGUUACCCACGGGGCUUCAACUUCGACAUCAUGUAG
This is a messenger RNA of Ostreobium quekettii, 1470 nucleotides long. NCBI's taxonomy places the organism in Eukaryota, Viridiplantae, Chlorophyta, Ulvophyceae, Bryopsidales, Ostreobiaceae. The record is from the annotation of a GenBank genome assembly.